This is a messenger RNA of Penicillium soppii, 240 nucleotides long. RefSeq lists its product as uncharacterized. The transcript is spliced from 2 exons. The record is from RefSeq and is a predicted model, not a curated record. NCBI's taxonomy places the organism in Eukaryota, Fungi, Ascomycota, Eurotiomycetes, Eurotiales, Aspergillaceae. The coding region runs from base 1 to 240 and encodes 79 amino acids.
AUGACCAGAAAAAAGGUAGAAAUCGUUCAGCGCACCAUCCGCAGGGCUAAGGCGCAUGGCAAGCCGGAGCAGCGGUCGUAUGGAAAGUUCAGCGUACAUCGAAAACCAUUUACAUGGUUCUCAACGGACGCUGAAGAGGCCAUAGAACAGCGGAUCCGAAACUCGCACAUGGCCUCAGCAAAAGCAACCUCCCGAGCGAAUCCAGGAGAAACAAAAAGUGCAGGUGCUGGAGACGCUUAA